Messenger RNA from Ipomoea nil (Japanese morning glory), 2619 nucleotides. RefSeq lists its product as uncharacterized. Bases 1 to 2619 code for a protein of 872 amino acids. The record is from RefSeq and is a predicted model, not a curated record. Gene Ontology annotation, molecular function: nucleic acid binding. The transcript has a single exon. Lineage: Eukaryota; Viridiplantae; Streptophyta; Magnoliopsida; Solanales; Convolvulaceae. Gene Ontology annotation, biological process: DNA integration.
AUGGUAUCAGAGCGGCAUACAUACGCUGCUGCAGUCACAAUGAACAAUCAAGCCGCCGGCGAAGGAAGCUCUGCCGGACAGACGGCAAAUCAGAAUCAGAUCCAGCGGAAUGAUGAAUUUGAUGAUCCGCUAUACCUACAUAUCACUGAAAAUCCGAAUCUAGUGUUAGUUUCACCGGCCUUAUCCGAGCACAAUUAUGCUUCGUGGAGUAGAUCAAUGAAGAUGGCUCUAGAAGUGAAAAACAAGUUCGGAUUUGCCAGUGGAUCUAUCCCUAAAGCAGUUGAAAAUGAUCCAAAGUUUGGAGUAUGGAAGAGAUGUAACAAUGUUGUGUGUUCGUGGCUCUUGAAAUCUCUCAAUUCAACAAUCGCCGAAAGUGUUCUCUAUUAUGAGUUAGCAGCAGACAUUUGGAAGAUCCUCGAGAAGAGAUACUCACAGGCAGAUCCGCAUAGGAUUGCAGAGCUACAGAAUGAGAUCUUCCGGAAUGUGCAAGGUAACAUGACCAUUAAUGAGUAUUUUACUAAGAGUCAUGCGUUAUGGGAGAGAAUGAAUGCUAUGAGACCUAUAACACUGUGUGAGUGUCUUCCUAGGUGUUCCUGUACUCUCCUAAGCAAGAUACAAAAAGAAAGAGUUGAUGAUCAAGUAAUUAGGUUCUUGGAAGGACUCAGUGAUGAUUAUGAAUCUGUUAAGUCCAAUGUGCUUGUGAUGGAUCCUAUUCCAGAGAUGGAAAAGGUUCUUAAUAUGACCUUGAAAAUGGAGAGAAAAAUCAAUGGUUCCAUUAGUCAGAGAAGCAGUGACCUAGUUCAGUCCAAUGUUAUUCAGAAUAGUCAAAACCAACCUACAGAUGAACAUAGUAGUGUGGCAGUUUCAGCUUCUAAUACAAAGAAGAAAUUCAAUGGUAAUGGGGGGAAGAAUGUUCCUAAAUGCACAUACUGUGGGAUGAUUGGCCAUACCAUUGAAAAAUGUUAUAAGAAGCAUGGUUAUCCCCCUGGUUGGGUGCAUGGUUACAAAUCUAAAAACAGACAGGUUCAGGAAGUUCAACAGGCUGUGAGUCCUUCUAUAAACCAAGUUGGUGAUAUAGGGAUAUCAGCUGAUCAACUUCAAAGGUUGUUGUCCUUGUUGCAAGGACAAAGUCAAGGAAAUCAAGCAUCCCAAGCAUCCUCUAAUGCUGCUGUGACAGUGAGCAGCUCUGGAAUAAAGCCUGCAUUCAGGAAAACCUCUGAGAACUCCAGUGAAGGUAGUUAUAUUUCCAAUCUGCAUGUUAACAAUGUUUUGACUUCACCAUCUGUUUGGAUAUUGGAUUCAGGGGCAACAGACCAUAUUACCUGUUCCCUAGAGUUUUUUGAAAGACAUCAAACCAUACAUGGAGUGUUUGUGAGAUUGCCUAAUGGAGAAACAGCUAAAGUAACUCACAUAGGGGAAGUCAGACUGGAUAAAAACCUGCUAUUAAGAGAUGUCUUAUAUAUUCCUGCUUUUUCAUUCAAUAUUAUAUCUGUUAACAAGUUGGCUAAACAGAUGUCUUGCAAAAUUAUUAUGAAUGGUGAUUCAUGCAAUGUCCAGGGUCCUCAUGGGACAGUGGUUGGUUUUGCUAAGGAGAAAGAUGGACUAUACCUGGUUACAGAACCACCUGUCAGAGGAAAGAAACAUUAUGCUGAUGAAACUUGUGAUGCUCAGUGUAAUAGGUUGUCCUUAAUGCAAUGGCAUAAUAGACUAGGGCAUUAUCCCAUAAAUAAGAUACAUCUUUUGAAAGGAAUAAAGCAUGGAUAUUCUGUUAAGCCUUCUGAUUUUCCUUGUGAUGUAUGUCAUUUUGCCAAACACAAGAAAUCAACAUUUCCUGUCAGUUUUUCUAGAGCUGAAAGAUGUUUUUAUUUAGCUCACAUGGAUGUUUGGGGCCCCUUUGCUAUUGCUUCCUUAAAGGGAGAAUACUACUUCUUAACUAUUGUUGAUGACCAUAGUAGGUUUACUUGGUUGCAUCUAAUGAAAAAUAAAUUAGAAGUCAAGUUGCUAUUUCAGAAUUUCUGUCAGUAUGUCCACACUCAAUUCUCUGCAAGCAUUAAGACUGUAAGAACAGAUAAUGGGACUGAAUUUCUCAUGUCUAAUUUUUCUAAUGAGAAGGGAAUUAUACAUCAAAAGUCAUGUGUAUAUACACCUCAACAGAAUGGGAUUGCAGAAAGGAAACAUCAACAUCUUCUAAAUGUAGCCAGAGCUCUUAGAUUCCAAUCUGGUUUGCCUAUGGAGUUUUGGGGACAUUGUGUCUUACAUGCUUGUUAUACCAUUAACAAACUCCCUUCUCCUAUUUUGGAUGGUAAUACCCCUUUUGGAAUACUGUUUGGCAAGCAGGUGAUAUAUGAUCAAUUCAGAACUUUUGGUUGUUUAUGUUAUGGUGCCACUAUUGCACAAGGAAGGAACAAAAUGCAACAAAGAGCCAGAAAGUGCGUUUUUUUAGGAAUCCCUGCCAAUGUGAAAGGUUAUCUAUUGUAUGAUAUCAUUGACAGGGAUUUCUUUGUCUCUAGGGAUGUCCAUUUCUAUGAACAGAACUUCCCCUUCAAAGAAGAUGUUGCACAGAUCAGCUCAGAACCACUUGAAGCUGAGGAACUUGAUCCUUCUCCCCUUUUGUUCUAG